Molecule: messenger RNA, 7698 nt
Organism: Dicentrarchus labrax (European seabass)
Lineage: Eukaryota; Metazoa; Chordata; Actinopteri; Moronidae
Gene: ptprb
Product: protein tyrosine phosphatase receptor type b
Exons: 40
Coding region: 367-6369 (2000 amino acids)
Biological process (GO): protein dephosphorylation
Molecular function (GO): protein binding; protein tyrosine phosphatase activity
Source: RefSeq, a predicted model, not a curated record
AACACUAUAGAGUUUGACCGACAGACAGACAGGAAGAGAGACAGACAGCUGGUGAGACAGACAGGGAGGGAGUCCAGAGAGAAGUGAGGAAAGACUGAGUUUGAAUUCUGAGAGGGUCGAGUUGAGGAUGGACAUGAGGCAGAGAAGAGACGACGGACAGAAGAGAUAACGUUUCUGGAAAAAUUUAACAAGUUACUGUCCGGCUGUUUUAUUCUCCAGCUUCGAUUUUCCAGAAGGACUCGUUCUCAUCUGAAGACCUUGAAUACAAACAAAGAAAAGGGAUAUUUUCUGGAUCGUGAAUAUAGACACACAUCUUCUACCUCAGCCUCAGGAUUAUGGUGGUGCGUGCUCCGUCUGGGGAUGUGAAUGAGGAUCAAAAUGCUGAAAUGUAAAAGUUAUCUGUGCUGCCUGUGGUUCUCCUCACUGCUGCUGCUGCUCCGGGAACUGAGCAGUGCAGCUCCCACAGAGGGUCAGACCAUCACAUGUAACAUCUCCGUGACCAAACCGGAGUCCGGCCUGGACUCUGUGUCACUGACCGUUAACACACCUGGACUGAACUGCUCCUUUACGCUGACGUCUCCUGACGCCGGAGGAGACGGCGAGUGUAGCAGGAGAGGAGACGAGGAGGUGAUAGAGACUAAUGAGAUCGGAGGAAGGGAGCGAGGCGAGGAAGAGGAGGUGAAGGAGGAGACGGGAGCGAACUAUCUGGAAACCAACCAGCUAGGAGUCGAGGGUGGAGGAAGCAAGGAGGCGGGAGAUGUUUUCACCUGUGUGUUGGAUCACCUGGAGCCUGGAACCGCCUACGAGCUGCAGGUCCGGUCCCAGAGAGACGAGGAGACGGCGAACAUCACCCUGCACACCAGGCCGUCAGCGGUGAGCGGCCUGGCGGUGACCUCCAGGACCAGCAGCAGCCUGGGUCUUUCCUGGCAGGCGGGCCCAGGACGGACGGAGCGCUUCAGGCUGCAGCUGUGGCAUCACGCAGGUCUGCUGAGGAACGAGACGUUAGAGAGCACGGCGACGCAACACACACUCCUCGACCUGACGCCGGGACGACUGUACAACGUUACCAUGGUGACGGAGGCUGGCGGGCUGCAGAACAGCGAGACGGCGGAGGCUCAGACAGUUCCCUCGGCGGCCUCCAACCUCACCGCCGGCUACAACAACGGCACAAGCUUGUCGUUGUCAUGGAAACAGCCCGAAGGCGACCUGGACGCGCUCGUCGUCACCCUCUCGACCAAUGGGACAAGCCGUUGGGAGGCGACGCUUCCUCCGAAUGCCACAGAGGUCGCAGUUGAGCAGCUGACUCCCGGCUCGGCCUAUCAGGUCGCGGUGACGUCGAGGAGCGGGAAGCUGACGAACCAAUCAGCAAUCACCGUCAGGACAGCUCCGGCGGCAGCGUCCCUCCUCUCCCUGUCGCCCUCCUCCUCCGGGGGCCUCCUCCUGUCUUGGACGCCCCCCGCUGGCCGCUGGGAGAGCUACAAGCUGUUCCUGUUUGACGGCUCCCAGCAGUUAGUCAGCGCCGCUCCGGACCGAGAGGCUGCCAACUUCAGCUUCCCCGGGACGGGACUAACUCCUGGAAGGCUGUACAGAGCUGUGCUGAGGGUGGAGAGUGGAGGACUGACGGCUGAGAGCAGCUGUGAGGGAGCAACAGUCCCGGCCCCGGUGGCGGACCUCCACAUUCGACACUCGGACGACACCUCCCUCAGCGCCAUGUGGAGCCACGCCCCCUCUGGGUCACGGGACGGCUACUUCCUGACGCUUCGCCACGGAAACGUCACCGUGGAUACCAGGGAGGUGGGGCCAAACAUGAGGGAGUGCACCUUCAAUGUGCUCACACCUGGGAGGCUUUACACCAUCACCGUGACAACCAGGAGCAGGAACCUGAACGCCUCGGUGUCUGUGGACGGGCGGACAGUUCCCAAGGCGAUGCAAGCCUUCAGUCUGAGAAGCUCUGGCGUCAGCAGCCUCCGGGCAUCAUGGGAAAAACCACCAGGAGACGUGGACUCGUACACGCUGACUCUGCUGCAGGACAGUGUUGUUGUUCAGAACUACAGCGUCCCUGUUGGCUCUUCUUCUCUGCUGCUGGCUGGGUUGACCCCUGGCGCCCUCUACAGGCUGCAGGUGGUCACUGUCAGCGGGGGGCUGCAGUCUGACAGCACCGACCUGGAGGGACGCACCACCCCGGCGUCGGUGUCCGAGGUAACCGUCGCAAACGGUGGCAGGUCGGACGCUCUGCAGGUGACGUGGCGCCCAGCAGAGGGCGUGGUGGACAGCUACCGGGUCCGUCUUCAGGACAGGAAUCGAACCAUCCACACUCUGGCCGUGUCCCGCACCUCGCUGCCCGAGUGCUCCUUCAGCUCAUUGGUCGCUGGGCGACUGUACUCGGUCGUCAUAGUGACGAGGAGCGGCAGCCUGGAGAACGCCACCACGAUUCAAGCACGAACACAACCGGCGACUGUUCAAAACCCAACAGCUGUUCACUCUGCCAGAGACGACUUCCUCAAGGUGUACUGGCGUCACGCAGCUGGAAAUCUGGACCGUUACGUGGUUCUGAUCCGUUACAACCACAGCACGCUGCAGAACAAGAGCGUCUCCGCCGGAGACAACGAGUGCGUAUUCUCAUCUCUGACGCCGGGGAGACUGUACACUGUCACCGUGGAAACCUGGAGCGGAGACUAUGUCAGCAGCGUCUCCACCGACGGACGCACCUUUCCAGCAGCUGUUGGCAAUCUGUCGCUAGGCAACGCAGGAACAGGUGAUCUGACGGUCACCUGGAGCCCCGCCCCCGGAGAUGUGGACCACUAUGAGGUCACUCUGCUCUUCAACGACACUCGAGUUUUCCCUCCUGUCGCAUUGGGCAGCGAGGCGCGGCGCCACCAGCUGACCUCUCUGACCCCCGGGCGGCUUUAUAAGAUUGUGGUGUCGACGUUCAGCGGACCGAACCAGAGAGCGCAGUUCAUCGAGGGACGGACAGUUCCCAGCUCAGUGGGGAACCUCCGCCUGGCUCCUCGGCCGGGCCUGACCGACUCUGCUGCUGGACUUUUGGUCUCCUGGACGUCUGGACACGGAGACCUGGACAUGUACAUCGUCUCUCUGUCCACCAGGGAUGGCGCCAUCAUUGAGACUCGCCCUGUCCCUAAACACGUCACCUCCCUGGACUUCCUGGAUCUGAUUCCAGGUAACGCCUACACCUUGACUGUCCAGUCACUGAGCGGGAAGCUGUUCAAUACCAACACAGCCACUGGCAGGACCGCUCCAGCCAGAGUCACAGCCCUGCAGGCAGAUAACGACCACACCACUCACAGUCUGACCGUUAGCUGGGAACGGCCAGUGGGCGUGUACGACGGCUACAGCCUGCAGUUAUUGGACGAGGCCGGCGUCGUUCUGGCAAAUCGGUCGGUUACUAUGGUGAGCCGAAGCGAGCGUCUGGAGGGUCUGACGUCAGGAAAGUGGUACCGCGUGAGGGUGGUGACGCUCAGCGGCGGCGUCCCGUCACUGGAGGCCACAGCAGAGGGACAAACACGUCCGGCAGCAGUCAGCAAUCUAACCGUCACCUCGGCCAACACCUCCUCUCUCUCCUUCUCCUGGCGACCCUCGGACGGCCACGUCGAAAUCUACGACCUGUCGCUUUACAGCGUCGCCGAGGCAACAGCCAAUCACAAACAGGACGCGGCAGGGAGCAGGAAGGAGCAUCACCAGACUGCGGGGGAGCUGGUGGACCUGCAGAAGGUCGGUCCAGCUGCAGACAGAUGUGUGUUCUCCGGACUGCGAGCAGGAAGUCUGUACAGACUGCAGGUGGUGAGCUGGAGCAGAGGAAUGAACAGCGACUCAUCUGUACUGGCCAGAACGGUCCCGCCCUCGGUUUCGUCUCUUCAGGUCCAGAGUGAAGGACGGACGGACAGACUGACGGUCAGCUGGCAGCACGGAGAGGGAAGCUGGAGCAGCUAUCAGGUGGUAUUGUACGAUGUUUCUGGAGCCACUCUGGGAGCACAAACGCUCGGGGCCAAGUACACGAGUCACAUGUUCUCUGGGCUGGUCCCUGGUAGGCUGUACCGCGCUGAGGUCAUCACACACAGCGGGGAACUGACCAAUAACAUCUCAGCGUUCGGACGCACCGCUCCAGAGCUGCCCACCCACCUGUCCGUCAAACAAGGCCCGACCAAUGACACGAUAGAGCUGUCGUGGUCUGGCCCCGCCUCCGGGGACUACGACAGCUUCAGCCUGCAGUGGACGCCUCCAGACCGCCUGUCGGUCACGCAGACUCACCUGACCAGCCGCAUCCUGGCCGGGAUGUUUCCGGGACGACGGUACAACUUCACCGUGGCGACCAUCAGCGGGGGCGGGGCUAGAGGCGGGCCCACAGUCAUAAGCCAGCCAAUCCAGAGGAGCGUCAGGACAAGUCCCUCUCCACUGAAGUCCAUCCACUGCUUCCCUGUCUCGUCCUCCUCCCUCUCCUGCUCCUGGUCGCACCCUCAAUCCGACUUUGACUCCUACGAGGUCGAGUGUCGUCGCCACGACGACGGGGAGCUGACCUCGGCGCUGCGGCUAGCCGGGGGCGUCACCGCGGUAACGCUGGACCACCUGGAGGCGUACAGGAAGUACUCUGUGAUGGUCAGAGUGUCGUCAGCCGGACAGACGAGUCCACCGACGACACACACAACCGUCACCAUGAUAGACCGCCCUCCGGUCCCGCCCAUCAGCGUACGUGUCAGUGAGAAGUCGUCGAAGGUCACGUCGUCCUCCAUCUUAUUCCGCUUCAACUGCUCCUGGUUCAGCGACGCCAACGGAGCCGUCAGAUACUUCACCGUCGCCGUGGCCGAGUCUGAUGCCAAUGAGAUCCUGCAGCCGGAGCAGCGCCACCCGCUGCCCUCCUACCGCGACUACAUCAGCAACUCCUCCGUCAGAGUGUAUCAGACCGCCUACUUCCCCAGCCGCUGCCCGCAGGACGCCGACUCCUCCGCCGGACAGGUGGUGGAGGUGAACCUCGGGGCCGGAGGGGACCGGCUGGGCGGGGGCUGUGAUCGUUACCAUGACGACGACCUCUACCUGAGCGACAGCUACGGCGGCUUCUGUGACGGGCCGCUGAAAGCCAAAACCUCCUACAGGCUGAGUGUGCGAGCGUUCACCAGACUGUUUGAUGAAAACCAAAGAGAGUUUCCUCAGCCACUCUUCACCGACACUUACCUGUCCUCACCGCUCAGGACGCACGCAGAGCCUUUAGGGGGCGUGGUGGAGGGUCUGAGUGCCGGGAUGUUCCUGAUCGGUAUGAUGGUGGCCGUCGUCUCCCUGCUGGUCUACAGACAGAGGCUACGCAAAGUGGCUGUGCAGGAGAACCCGGUGGUGAGGAUGAGUAUGUGGAAGGAGGUUCCAGCUUCAGGAUUAUAUAUGGGUGUCAGGAGCAAUCGUCGGGUGACCAGUCCCAUCAAAGCCUGCCACUUUGAGUCCCAUCUGAACAAACUGCAGGCCGACUCCAACUACCUGCUGUCUGAGGAGUUUGAGGAUCUGAAGGAUGUGGGCCGCAACCAGACGAUGGACGUCGCCCGUCUGCCAGAGAACCGAGGAAAGAACCGCUACAACAACAUCCUGCCAUAUGAUUCUACCAGAGUGAAGAUGUCGUACCUGGAGGACGACCCCUGCUCCGACUACAUCAACGCCAGCUAUGUACCAGGUAACAACUACCGCAGGGAGUACAUCGCCACCCAGGGCCCGCUGCCCGGCACCAAGGAUGAUUUCUGGCGGAUGGUGUGGGAGCACGGCGUCUACAACGUUGUCAUGGUGACACAGUGUGUGGAGAAGGGACGGGUGAAGUGUGAUCAGUACUGGCCUGCAGACAGAGAGCCUCUGUACUACGGUGACCUGGUCAUUCAGAUGCUGUCAGAGUCCGUCCUGCCCGAGUGGACCAUCAGAGAGUUCAAGAUCACCUCGGAGAGCAGCCGCAGUUACCCUCGGGUGCUGCGUCACUUCCACUACACUGUGUGGCCCGAUCAUGGCGUCCCAGAGAGCACCCAGUCCCUGAUCCAGUUCGUGAGGACGGUCCGGGACUACGUGGACCGAUCACCCAGCACCGGAGCCACCGUCAUACACUGCAGUGCUGGUGUUGGCCGCACAGGGACGUUCAUGGCCUUGGAUCGGGUUCUGCAGCAGCUGGACUCUAAAGGAACCAUAGACCUGUACGGCUGUGUGUUCGACCUCCGCCUGCACCGCCAGCACAUGGUCCAGACUGAGUGCCAGUAUGCCUUCCUGCACCAGUGUGUACGGGACGUCCUGAGAGCCAGGAAACAUCGCAGUGAACAGGAGAAUCCUCUCUACCCCAUCUAUGAAAACUUCAACCCCGAGUACUGCCGCGAUUUCAUCUACAACGGACGCUGAACAGACGAUCAACAGGAGAGACUUUACUGCGUUAAUUAUUCAAACUAUCUGAGAAAACAACGUUUGACACUCAGAAAAAAACAAAGAAGAUUGUAUAAAGAAAACACGUAAAUGAUAUCAGACAUUCUUGACUUAUGUUAAACGUCCAUAAACUCAAUAAAAACAAACUGAAGCAUUAAACUUUAAUUAAAACUUUAUAUGUUUGCUGGAAUUACAGGCAAACUUUUUAAAUUAGAUAAUUAAUAUAUUGUUAAAUUUGUGACUUUUUAAAAUCCAACGUAGCAUUUGGACUCAGAUAAAUUUUAACAUAUUUCCAUUAAUUAAUGUGGUUAAUGAUUUUUAUUACGGGUUGAUCUCAGGUCAUUGGUGGUUAUUAAAACCUGAUGUUAGCUAGUGGUGAAAGCCUGCUAGCUAUCAUCAAUAAAACGGACUGAUCACAGGGAAGGAAAGAGCCAUCUAUUUUUUCUAUUAUACCUACGUUCUCACUCACUGCUCUAUAUAAGCUGUUUAUUUAAAAAGUUACACAUAUUGCUGUAUGUAAAUAUUGAUGUAAUACUCUUUUUUAAUGAUGAUAAUGAACAUUUACUGUAUGUCAACUAUUUUUAUCCUGUGUAAUAUUGAGAUAUUUGUAGCUGUAACUGAUUAUAAGCUGCUGUAUUCAGACUUUACCUGUAACUUCUGCUUUUAAAUUGUUUAUUUCUAAUAUGAGAAACACACUAAAAGUCACAUUAUUUCAUAAAUUUGGUGAUAAAAUGUUUAAACUUAAUAAGUUUAAGAGAAAAGUCUGAAUACAAGGCCUGAACGCCCCAUUUUUUAUUUUUAAAAUGCAUUAAAUGAUGAAAUUUGUGAUGUUAAAAGAAAAUAAAUCAGAUUUUUUUAAGUUUGAAAAGUUCACAUUUGCAAUUUGAACAUUAUUAAAUAUUAUAAAUAUUUAAUAAACCCUCUUUUCUUUCUGUUUGACUCGACUGCUGGAGGAUUUUCAGGGUUUUUAAAUGUGUUGUAUUGAUUUAUUUCUGAGGACAUAAUGAUCAUUGGUUUUUAAUCACUGAAAGGAAAACAGGGCUGGGCAAUUAAUCAAUAUUAUUGAUUUAUUAUAAUGUCAUCAUAUGAUGAUAUUAUAGCUUGUUUUAUUUGUAUUUAAAGACUAACAGAAUUAGUAAUUAAAAGGUUGAUUAUUAUAUGUAUGAUUAAGCAUAUCUGUCUUAUAGUGAUAUAUAUUCAUUUCAGAAAUAUAUUUUAUUGAUAUUAUAUUAGCCGGCCCUUGGAGAAUGUAAAGCACUUUUUAUAACUUGCUGUCAGAUAAACUGGAUUAUUAAACGCUGCCAGAUA